CCACCCUCAGCCUCAGCAUCACCACCACCACCACCAUCACCACCACCACCAGCUCCUCAACCACCCUCAGCCCCACCACAGAGCCGUGCAGGAGGACGACGAGCUGGACAAAAGUCUCCUGGAGGUCAAGACGAGCUGGCUGUGGGGGAUUCAGACAAGGAUAAGCCCGAGGAGAAGAAAGGAGACGGUGCUGGGGCCAAAGAUGGGGAGGCUGGUAAGGAGGGCGAAAAGAAGAACGGCAAGUAUGAGAAGCCCCCCUUCUCCUACAAUGCCCUCAUCAUGAUGGCCAUCCGCCAGAGUCCGGAGAAGCGCUUGACCCUCAAUGGGAUCUACGAGUUCAUCAUGAAGAACUUUCCCUACUACCGGGAGAACAAGCAAGGCUGGCAGAACUCCAUCAGGCACAACCUCAGCCUGAACAAGUGCUUUGUCAAGGUGCCUAGGCACUACGAUGAUCCUGGCAAAGGGAACUACUGGAUGCUGGACCCCAGCAGCGAUGAUGUCUUCAUUGGUGGGACCACUGGUAAGCUGCGCAGGAGAUCCACCACGUCCAGGGCUAAGCUGGCUUUCAAGAGAGGGGCCAGGCUCACCUCCACUGGACUGACCUUCAUGGAUAGAGCCGGCUCCUUGUACUGGCCUAUGUCCCCUUUCUUGUCUUUGCAUCACCCAAGGGCCAGCAGCACUUUGAGCUACAAUGGGACAACCUCAGCAUACCCAAGCCACCCCAUGCCCUACAGUUCAGUGUUGACUCAAAACUCUUUGGGGAACAACCACUCCUUUUCUACGUCCAAUGGCUUGAGCGUAGACAGACUUGUCAAUGGGGAGAUACCCUAUGCCACCCACCAUCUCACAGCCGCUGCCCUGGCUGCCUCAGUGCCAUGCGGGCUACCAGUUCCUUGCUCUGGGACCUACUCCUUAAACCCUUGCUCUGUGAACCUUCUAGCUGGACAAACGGGCUACUUUUUCCCCCACGUUCCCCACCCUUCCCUAACUUCCCAAAGCAGCACGUCCAUGACAGCCAGGGCUGCCUCUUCUUCCACCUCUCCCCAGGCUCCUUCCACCCUUCCCUGUGAGUCUCUCAGACCUUCUUUGCCAAGUUUUACCACGGGACUAACGGGAGGACUGUCUGACUACUUUACACAUCAAAAUCAGGGCUCAUCUACCAACUCUUUGAUACAUUAA
Staurois parvus is the source of this 1179-nucleotide messenger RNA. NCBI's taxonomy places the organism in Eukaryota, Metazoa, Chordata, Amphibia, Anura, Ranidae. The record is from the annotation of a GenBank genome assembly.